Molecule: messenger RNA, 1277 nt
Organism: Temnothorax curvispinosus
Lineage: Eukaryota; Metazoa; Arthropoda; Insecta; Hymenoptera; Formicidae
Product: odorant receptor 33a-like
Exons: 5
Coding region: 1-1209 (402 amino acids)
Biological process (GO): detection of chemical stimulus involved in sensory perception of smell; sensory perception of smell
Cellular component (GO): plasma membrane
Molecular function (GO): olfactory receptor activity; odorant binding
Source: RefSeq, a predicted model, not a curated record
AUGGGAGAUUCGAUGAAGAUGAACAGUGAAAAUGAUUUCAAUUACGCAGUGCAAGUAACUCGCAUUAUCAUGCGAAUGAUCGGCGCGUGGCCAAUUUCCCGUUACGCUUCCAGUGUGGAAAGAAUCGCGACUCGCUUACACAAAGUCUUUUGCUACUUUCUAUUCGCGUUCAUCAUCGUGCCGGGUCUCCUGCUGAUGUUCUUGAAGGAGCGCGACGUCAAACGUAGAGUGAGAUUACUCGGGCCGCUUCUGAAUUGUUGGAUGGGUUUCAUGAAGUACAGCCUGCUCGUGUACCACGCGAGAGAGAUUCAAUAUUGUCUGAAGCAGGCGCGGCAGGAUUGGGGGGAUACGGUUGAUUUGAGGCAUCGGCAAGCGAUGUUAUCCAAGGCGAGGAUAGGACGAAAAUUCGCGAUUGUCUCUGCCGUCUUUAUGUACGUCGGCGGAUUGUCUUACCGUACUGUCGUGCCGCUCUCGAAAGGACGAAUGCUCACGCCGAUGAACACCACGGUGAGAGCGCUGGCAUGUCCGAGCUACUUCGUCAAGUUCGACGAACAGGCCUCGCCGGCAUACGAGAUCGUCUUCACUCUGCAAUUCUUCGCAGGAUUGCUCACCUACUCGGUAACGGUCGGCGCGGCCGGAUUGGCCGCGUUUUUCGUCAUGCACGUUUGCGGACAACUAAGUGUCUUGAUAGGCAAGUUCCAGCAUCUCAACGACAUGCCGGAACCGAACGAUAAGGAUGUCGCGAUAUUGCUGGCUGAUAUCGUAGAGCAUCAAAUAAAAGUGAGACGUUUCCUAAAACAAGUAGAGGAAUCCAUGCGAUAUGUAUGGUUAGUGGAAAUAGUGGGCUGUACUAUACUUUUAUGUCUUACGGGGUACUACGUUAUUAUGGAAUGGGAAAGUAGCGAUUCUACAGCCAUGUUAACUAUGUCUGUGAUACUUACAUCUUUCGCUUUUUCCAUUUUUACUAAUUGCUACGUCGGUCAACUGUUGACAGAUCAGAGCCUGAAGCUUGGGUUAAUGACGUCCACGACCAAUUGGCAUCGUCUUCCGCAUAAAAGGGCUCGAACUCUAAUUCUGAUAAUGGCGGUUUCUAAUAUUCCGGCAAAAAUCUCAGCGGGCAAAAUGAUAGAAAUGUCUCUACCUACGUUCAGUAAUAUCGUUAGAACAUCAAUGGCGUACUUUAAUCUACUCCGAAAAUUCAUCACAUAACUUUGAUGAAAUUGACUGUCAUAACAAUUCAGUACUCAAAUAUUAAUUAUCUGUAAUUAACGCCACCU